Molecule: messenger RNA, 3256 nt
Organism: Jatropha curcas
Lineage: Eukaryota; Viridiplantae; Streptophyta; Magnoliopsida; Malpighiales; Euphorbiaceae
Source: RefSeq, a predicted model, not a curated record
UAAAAGAAAAUAUUAUGCAAAUAUUAGCACACCAAAAAAGAAAAUUAUGCUGACAAUAUUAAUAUUUGAAAGAGAGAAAAAACAAGCUCUGAUGUAAAAGGCCUUCCCUUUCCCCCCAUCUGGCUAUUUUUCUCAAAGGAAAGGCUUUGGAUUUUCCUUAGAAAAUGGGGGUUAUGUCAAGGCGGGUUGUACCCGUCUGUGGCAACCUCUGUUUCUUUUGUCCUUCAUUGCGGGCAAGGUCAAGACAACCUGUUAAGCGUUACAAGAAGUUUCUUUCUGAAAUUUUUCCUCGUAAUCAGGGUGCUGAACCGAAUGAUAGGAAAAUUGGGAAACUUUGUGAAUAUGCUUCAAAGAAUCCAUUGCGAAUUCCCAAGAUUACAGAAACGCUGGAGCAAAGAUUUUACAAGGAGUUGCGGCAUGGAAACUUUGGAUCUGUGAAAGUUGUGAUGUGCAUUUAUAGGAAAUUUUUGUCGUCAUGUAAGGAACAGAUGCCACUAUUUGCCAGUAGUUUAUUGGGGAUAGUCCGAGUUCUUUUGGAACAAACUGGGCAGGAUGAAAUGCGGAUUCUUGCUUGCAACGUUCUUGUUGACUUCAUAAAUAUUCAGACAGAUAGCACACACAUGUUCAACUUAGAGGGCCUCAUUCCUAAGCUCUGUCAAGUGGCUCAAGAUGUUGCUGAUGGUGAAAGAAUGCUACGUUUACAUUCAGCAGGACUGCAAGCUUUGGCUUCCAUGGUAGGCAUUUCACUUCCUCCCUCUCCUUCGCCCUUUUUCUUUUUUCCCAGCUCAGAUGUUGUUCAUAGAUAUAUCCAUGCAUUUCGACACUCAUUAGAAGUGGAAGUUUUCUUAUUAUUAGGACAAUAUUCAUGGUUUUCUAAAGGUUUAAAGAAAGAAGGACGAAUUAUAUCAGUCACUCUGGAGAACUACAUCGAUUCCCAAAUGAUUCCAGACGAUUCCAAGGAAGAUCAAUGGGUUCAAGGAGUGCUUAAAGGAGAAGAAAAUGAUUCCUCUUUCCCAGAUAUUAGCAAGAAGGUUGCCUUAAGCUUUAAUGCUAAACCUGAAUUGGAUCCCUCUGUGGAUACUUCCAAAAGUCCAUCUUACUGGUCUAGGGUUUGUUUACAUAAUAUGGCCAAACUAGCAAAGGAAGCUACAACAGUACGACGUGUACUUGAACCUCUGUUCCAUAAUUUUGAUACAAACAAUCAUUGGCCCCUGGAAAGAGGAGUUGCAUACCCUGUUUUGAUAUAUUUGCAAUCGCUUUUGGAGGAAGCAGGGGAAAAUUCACAUUUGCUAUUAUCAAACCUGGUCAAGCACUUGGAUCAUAAAAAUGUUGUCAAACAACCUCUGCUACAGACAGAUAUUGUUAAUGUCACCAUGCAGCUGGUACAAAAUGCAAAGCAGGAGGUCACAGUUGCAAUCAUUGGUGCAAUAUCUGACUUGGUUAAACAUUUGCGAAAAUGCCUGCAAAAUUCUGUCGAACUACCCAGUCCUGGGGAUUGUGUUGCCAAACAAAAUGCUGAUCUUCAGUUUGCCAUAGAAAAAUGUAUCUCACAGCUCUCAAAUAAGGUUGGAGAUGUGGGACCCAUACUUGAUACUAUGGCUGUCUUCUUAGAAAAUAUUUCAACUACUCCUAUUGUAGCUAGGACGACAAUUUCUGCUGUUCAACGGACAGUACAGCUAAUUGCUUCCGUCCCCAACAUAUCAUAUCACAAGAAGGCUUUUCCUGAUGCUCUAUUUCACCAAUUGCUCAUAGCAAUGACCCAUCCAGACCAUGAAACAAGAGUUGGAGCUCACAGUGUCUUAUCUGUUGUGCUUAUGCCAUCCUUACUUUCUCUUUGGUCAGACGAGAAUCAGAAAACAUCAUAUGCUAUUUCUAGUUUGUUAAGUGCAAUCCAUAAGACGAAUAGUGGAAGCUUCUCCUUUCAGGAAGAGGGUAAGGAUAAGGCAGAAGCCAUAGAUGGAGGAUCACAGGAUGAAGACAGUGGAGUAUCACGCGUGGGCAGAAAAGAAUUUGGAAAAAGUGAUACCACAGAUGGAAAAACACAAACUUCUCUCCGAUUGAGUAGUCAUCAAAUCAGUCUUCUGCUUUCAUCAAUAUGGGUUCAGGCAACAUCUACAGAGAAUAUGCCUGCAAAUUUUGAGGCCAUGGCUCACACCUAUAAUAUUGCUUUGCUGUUUACUCGAGCUAAGGCAUCCAACCACUUGGCUUUAGUUCGGUGUUUUCAGCUGGCAUUCUCUCUUAGGAGCAUCUCUCUGGAUCAAGAAAGAGGUCUACCACCAUCUCGCAGAAGGUCUCUCUUCAUGUUGGCAUCAUACAUGAUUAUUUUUUCUGCAAGGGCAGGGAACCUCCCAGAGCUAAUUCCUAUAGUUAAAGCAUCCUUGACAGAAAAAACGGCUGAUCCUUACCUUGAGUCAGUGGAAGAUAUCAGGCUGCAGGCUGCUCAUUUAGUAUCUGAUGGAGGGAAGAAGAUAUAUGGAUCAGAGGAAGAUGAUAUUGCUGCAUCAAAAUCUCUCUCAGCAGUGGAACUUAAUGACCAUCAUUUGAAGGAAACUGCAGUAACCCAAUUCAUAAAAAAAUUUGCAAAAAAUUUGACCGAGGAUGAGUUAUCAAGCAUAAAGAGUCAACUUCUUCAGGAAUUUUUGCCUGAUGAUGCAUACCCAUUGGGAGCUCCCUUGUUUAUGGAGACACCAAGGCCAAGCUCUCCUCUUGCACUAGUGGAGUUUCGGGCUUUUGAAGAGAUCAUACCUGCAGCUUCCUUGACAGAUGACGAAACCUUCACUGAUGCUAAUAAUGGGAGUCAGUCAGAUCGUAAAACUUCACUUUCUGGCAAUGUGGUAGAUAUCCUAAGUGUCAAUGACCUUUUGGAAUCAGUCUUGGAAACAGCCAGACAAGUUGCAAGCUCCCAGCUCUCCUCCACACCUGUCCCUUAUGACCAAAUGAAGAAUCAGUGUGAAGCUCUUGUGACAGGUAAACAGCAGAAGAUGUCAAUGCUUCAAAGUUUUAAGAAUCAAAAUGAUUCCAAGGUUUUCCCCUCUGAAGAUGAAAAGAAAGGCACUUCAGCAUUUAUUCAGAAUGAGGUGUUUUCACAAAGUGAUUUGAUAUUAAGUGAUAACAAUCAAGUCCAAGCGUCCGACCAACUAGCCAUCUGCUCGGUUGAGCACGGACAAAGUUCUUUCAGAUUACCACCUUCAAGCCCCUAUGACAAAUUCUUGAAAGCAGCUGGAUGCUAAAGAUUUUUAACUAUUAUUUCCACAUA